AUGGAAGGAAAAGAGCUACAAUAUGAUGAAGAAACAGUAUAUUCUCAAUUUUACGAUAUAAAGCAUGACUGUCAGCUGACCGGCUGUUUGAAUGCGGGCUCAUGGGAGUUCAUUGAAGUGUCCAAACUGUUCAAACGCAAGUGUAAGGAUGCCUGGAGUGGGAACUAUUGCGCAGUGUGUCCAGUACCCCUGGGUAUGGAAGACCGCACAAUUCUUGACUCGCAGAUAAGCGCCUCAUCAGUUUUUGCCGGGAAUUACGCUGCCCAACAGGCCAGGUUACACUUUAAAGCUGGCGGAGGGAAGACUGGGGGCUGGUCAGCUAAAACGAAUGAUGACAAUCAGUGGCUGCAGGUGGAUCUUCAACAAACGACAAGAAUAACACGAAUAGCGACACAAGGAAGAAACGGAUAUACUCCUGGACAGUGGGUUACACAAUACAAGCUGCAGUAUGGCGAAUGGAGAUCAUUCAUAUACGGUGUGGUUCAAUAG
Orbicella faveolata is the source of this 489-nucleotide messenger RNA. RefSeq names its product adipocyte enhancer-binding protein 1-like. The record is from RefSeq and is a predicted model, not a curated record. Lineage: Eukaryota; Metazoa; Cnidaria; Anthozoa; Scleractinia; Merulinidae.